This is a messenger RNA of Nothobranchius furzeri (turquoise killifish), 756 nucleotides long. It is a transcript of the gene tcta, whose product is annotated as T cell leukemia translocation altered. NCBI's taxonomy places the organism in Eukaryota, Metazoa, Chordata, Actinopteri, Cyprinodontiformes, Nothobranchiidae. Gene Ontology annotation, biological process: osteoclast fusion. The record is from RefSeq and is a predicted model, not a curated record.
GGUGUACUGCGUCAUUUCCGGUCUCUUGCGUUUCAGGUAAACAAGCUAGUGACGUUUGAAUGCUGCAUACACAAAGCAAUGUUUUUCAAAUUACUCAGGUUGUUCGGCACUAAUUGAAAAACUGACGCUAUGGAGGAACAGUGGGACUUUGAGUUUUUGUCCCGUGUUGCUGACAGCUGCUUGUCGUUCCUCUCCGAGUUUGUUGACGACUGGCUCGCCAACGACAUGAGGGUUUCUAUAUUUAAAAUUUUGCUCAGUUGGUUAAUUUUUAGUCUUAUCGCAAUUCACUUUGCAUGGAAGGUCUACGGGAAUACCGUGAACGACAUGUAUUACCGACAAGGGAGCGGACAGAACGGAGGAACACCUGAUGUAGCUUCUCACUUUAGCGCAUGGGAGAGUCAAGCAGAAAAUGUCCAGAAGAGCCAUCGGGAUUAACAGGACCCUGGCCUACAUUUAGAUAACUUUAUUUAGAGUCGCUGGAUUGACAUUAAAUGUCAGAUUCUUGCAGAUAUGCGUUUGUGAGAUGACGUGCUGGCCCUGAACUCAGAGCAUUUUCUGUGCAAGACGGACUGAAAUGUUUAGUUUUAUCUGAUGCACCUAUUCUUUUAAAGUGGCAGCACUUCUAGUGUGUAGAAGCUCCUGUAUAUCAGAAAAGAAUAUUUUCUGUGUAAGGUCAAGCAAAUAUACUUGACUUUACUUGGUGCAUGAAAAAUAUUUAUUGUGUAAAGUCAUAAAGGACCGAUUUUUACAAAUCUG